This is a messenger RNA of Schizosaccharomyces japonicus yFS275, 1593 nucleotides long. Its product is annotated as acyl-coA-sterol acyltransferase. Gene Ontology annotation, biological process: lipid droplet formation. Bases 1 to 1593 code for a protein of 530 amino acids. The record is from RefSeq and is a predicted model, not a curated record. Gene Ontology annotation, cellular component: endoplasmic reticulum subcompartment; perinuclear endoplasmic reticulum; endoplasmic reticulum membrane. The transcript is spliced from 3 exons. NCBI's taxonomy places the organism in Eukaryota, Fungi, Ascomycota, Schizosaccharomycetes, Schizosaccharomycetales, Schizosaccharomycetaceae. Gene Ontology annotation, molecular function: acyltransferase activity, transferring groups other than amino-acyl groups.
AUGUCCUCUAGCAAUUCUACAGUUUCUACAAGCUCUAGUAAAUCACGGCAUGAGGUUCACCCCAGUCGGGAGGCAUUGAUCGCUCUCCACGCUCCUAUAAUUACGGUAAAGGACUCAAAAGGCGAAAAAGUAAUCGCUUCCUUUAACCUUAGUACUUCCAGGAAUUUGCUCCUGGAAGGCAAGGUGUAUCAUGACUACAAGUUUCAAGAAAGUAGGUCUUUUUUGGACGAAUACACUUCCUGGGACAAUUUUGAAAAGAAUGACUUUCAUGGGUUCUACGUGCUUUUUUGGAUUGCGGUCAUCAUGUGGAUGACUCAAAUUUUCGUACAGAAUUAUUAUGUGACUGGUCUGCCGGCUGACUUUCGGUUGCUCCGUUCCUAUAGUCGCCCGUACAAGUCAUUGUUUCUUUCAGAUCUCAUUAUGGUCAGUCUCUCUGUGGUUUCUUAUGUAUUACAGCGUCUCAUCGUGAUGGGGAAGUUGCGAUGGGAAGGCACGGGCAAGCGGAUUCAGUAUGUUUGGCAAGGCUUCUACUUGCUUGGUAGCGCAAUCUGGAUGAAGUACAAGCAAUUCGGCAUGGGUCCUGGGCUCUACUUUAUUUUGCAUUGUGCAGUCAUGAUUAUGAAGCAGUAUUCUUACUCGCACCAUCUCGGUUUCAUUAGCGAAGCCGCACGCCUUAGGGAUAAACUACACGAAAAACUUCAUGCAAUUCGUGCAGCUCAGCGGGCAGCCGAAGAACAACACGGGGAGUUGCAAUGCGAAUGCAUUUACAAUAACGACAAACUCGCACGCUCUAUGAGUGUGCAAGCCGUCGAUGAUUUGUUAGUUCUUCAUUGCAAGUACUUGAGCCGACAGUUACGAAGUGAAAGCGGUAACGUUUGUUAUCCUCACAAUGUAACUCUGAAAAACUAUCUUGACUACCUUCUCGUUCCCUCUCUCGUGUACUCGCUUGAAUUUCCACGGGUCAAGACGUUUAGCUGGCGCUAUUUGGCAAUCAAACUUGCCGGCACGUUAGGUAUUAUUGUUGUUAUGUUUGUCAUUGCCGAAAAAUACAUCGAACCUCUCUCUCAAUCUUUAGCCGAUUACACUCUUAAGGAACGGUUCGAGCGCGCCCCAUUAUUUCUCUUUGACUUGUUGUUUCCAUGCAUAGUGCUCUACUUUCUGACCUUCUAUCUGAUUUUUGACUGUAUUCUUAAUGCAUUUGCAGAGAUAACACACUUCGCAGACCGAAGAUUCUACGGUCUGUGGUGGAAUACAGUUACUUGGAACGAGUUUUCCCGUGAAUGGAACAAGCCCGUGCAUGUAUUUCUCCUUCGACACGUCUACCAUUCCUCUCUUGUCUUCGGAACCAUUUCUCGCUCCAACGCCGUGUUUCUCACCUAUCUUGUAUCUGCCCUUGUUCAUGAAUUUGUUAUGUUUCUUACGACGGGGAAGCUCCGCUGCUAUAUUAUGUGCAUGCAACUUCUCCAAAUACCUUUGUAUCAUCUUUCUCAAACGAAGCUACUGAAGAACCGUCGCCUUUUCGGCAACGUGUUUUUUUGGGUAGGUUUAUUUAGUGGCCCUACCUUUUUGUGUAUCCUGUACAUGGUGUUUUAG